Trichosporon asahii var. asahii CBS 2479 is the source of this 1197-nucleotide messenger RNA. RefSeq lists its product as uncharacterized. The transcript is spliced from 2 exons. Bases 1 to 1197 code for a protein of 398 amino acids. The record is from RefSeq and is a predicted model, not a curated record. Lineage: Eukaryota; Fungi; Basidiomycota; Tremellomycetes; Trichosporonales; Trichosporonaceae.
AUGGCCUCCCCGCAGUUCCGACGGAAUGUGACGGCCGCAGCUCUUCUCUUCCUCGCCGCCUGGGGCGCGUACGCGACCUACGGCCUCGGUGCUCAGAAUGGGCUGUUCGACACGAUCCACGCGAGUCUCGACGUCGAGAACCCAUAUGUGCCCGGCGGUGUCUCGCCGUUGCGCACACGCUACGUUGCGUCUCCGGUGAUUGACAAGCACAUUACAGUCCUCAUUUCCUUCUUCAGCUAUGCCAUUGACCCUCCCCAUACGAAGGAUGUGGAUGUGACGAGCCUGGUCGUCAUGGCCCACUUCUGCGCCGGCUGGGCGCUCAUUCGCUUCGAGGGAUGGCGACUCGGCAACAAGCAGAAGCUGAUUGCAUGGACAACGGCGAUCGGCCUGUUCAUGCAGAUGACCACGCCGUGGGCGAUCACCAUCCCGCUCUACCUGCUGGUGCAGCUGUACACCUCUCCAAUCUCGAACCCGGAGGUCGGACCUUCCUUCGUGGCCGUAGCGGCUGACCCCGUCGACCUGCUCCUGCUCCCAUUCUGCAGCAUCAUCGCCUUCAUCGUCCCGGCGAUCAUGAUGUGGUACCCCGGCCUGCCUGCCUACUCGCACUACGGCUGGGACUUUACGUGGCAGAUCUUCCCUGUACGGGAGUACGCGAUCGCGCUCGUGUGCAAGUUCAUCCUGAAGCGUGUGCUGAAGGCGCAAGCAGGCGGGCAACACUACCUGAAGAACUCGCGCAAGGCGUACGACUACUCCCUCUUCGUCGCGACCGCCUCGCAGCUGAUCGCCAUCGCCGCGUGUGUUCUGCCCGCCAAGGCUGUGCCGGAGGCAAUCAGGCCAUGGGUCGCAGACAGCACGUUUGCGAAUGUGUUCGCGCCCUUCUGGCCGUGGAACUCGCCCGCUGUCGGCCCCUCGGCCCUCAUCAACGGCAACGGGCUCGCGGACCUGAGCAGGCUGUUCCUGCAGUGGGACAUGUUGACUGGGAACACGGCGCUGCUGAUCUGGGCCCUGCACCAGCACCGCCGUGCCGUGCCCAACGCUAGCCUCGCGAGCAGGCUCAAGAUCCUCGGAACGUGGAUCCCCCUCGGUGGCCCCGUCGGGGCCGCAGCGGCGCUGCUGAGGGACCGAGACGACCGGCUCGCGCUGCGCACGGCGCAGAGGCGUGCGGGCGAGGUGGUCAGGGAGACGAAGGCGAAGUAG